GUUAUAAAUUUUUUCAGGUAAGUACUGAAUACAACAGAGUAGAAGUACUGAGUAGUUUGAUCCCGAAUUCAUUCGGACUAUCUGUGGUAAGUACUUUCACCUUGUUGUUUUGCACCAUAUAGUUUAGACGAAUAUCUUCAGAAUGGGAGUGAAAAAGAAAGCAAAGACUGGCGUCAAGAAGACUGCGCCGAAGAAGGUAGAGGAGGUCCCGAAGCAGGUGCAGGAAACGCCAACGCCUGCUGUUGUCGAGAAAUGCAGCGGCAAGAAGGAGCAGCUUUCAUCUAAAAAAUCCAACAAAAAAGUUGCGACAUCAAAAAAGAAACCUGUGGUCUCUAUUGCACCAGUCAAAAGCAGUAAGCCUUUGAAGAAGGAAGCGAAGGUGAAGGACGACAGCGAAGAUAGCGAUGGUGAGGAUGAAGACAUGUCCGAAGACGUUCCAGGAGAUGACGAGGAGGAAGAGGAUUCUUCUGAGGAAGAAGGAAGUGCAGCUGCUGAGAAGGAUGAAGAGAUGGAGGUCGACGAAGACGAGGACAUGGAAGAAGACUCUGAUGGCGGACUAGAGGAGGAAGAGGAGGACAUGGAAGAAGAAGAAGACUCCAACAUCGCAGACGACGACGACGAGGAGGAGGAGCAAAAACAAGAUGCUUCCCACACUUCCUGGACAUCCUUUGGUGAGGAAUAUUUGGACCGCCGGGUCACGCGUGCUCUGGAGAAGCUGUACGAACGACCGACUGGCGUUCAGCGUCGUACGAUUCCACCUGCGCUGCAAGGGAAAGACGUGCUGUGUAAUGCACGGACCGGAAGCGGAAAAACCAUGGCAUUUUUGGUGCCGAUGAUAAAUCGAAUUUUGACAACCUCAGGUGCAGGAAAUUCGACUUCUUCUUCAACUCCCAAUGGCGCAUCAGCAUCCUCAGCGUCAACAUCCGGAGCUUCCUCUUCCUCUUGUCGUGGCGUUAUCUUGGCACCGUCAAAGGAGUUGUGCGUCCAGAUCGCGCAAGAAGCAGAAAAACUCCUAGAAUUCUGCUACACUGAAAUUUCCGUAGCCGCAGUGUUGGCGGGAGAACCGUUUGCGAGGCCAGAAUUGCCAACGAUCUUGGUCUGCUCGCCGACGACUUUGGUACCUAAUUAUUUCCAUUUAGAUUAUUGAUUUUCGCUAGUGUGGAGGAUGUUUCAUGUUUUUUCUAGUUCGACUCUCUUUGACAAAUGAUGUUGAUUUAUUUUGUAUCUACUCGACUUUCCGCUCUAUCCUCAAAUUGCGACUUCGUUUUCCAACCAAAAAUUCCAGACCGAGCUACUCCAAAUGCGACAAGAGCGACUGGAUUCUUUGCUGAUGCUAGUCGUCGACGAAGCCGACUUGAUGGUUACCUACGGUUACGACUCAGCUAUGGAAAAAGUGCGUGAGUUUCUGCCCAACCGUUAUCAAGCCCUCUUGUGCUCUGCGACUUUGAGCGAAGAAGUUGAGGAAUUGAAUUCCGUCUUGUUGCAUAACCCGGUUAGAGUGGAUACUUGUAGCACUGCUGGUGGAGGGAAUGGUGGAGAUUUAGACGGUCUUGAUGGCGAUUACGACAAAGAUGACUUGGCAAGUAACAGUAAGCUGAAGCAAUUUUACCUGCCGAUUAAGCGAGCUGAUCGAUUGCUUGUCAUUUACGGUUUUCUGCGAUUGAAGAUCGUCAGUGGGAAAGUCUUGCUCUUUGUCAAGUCGUUAGAGAACGCCUACAAGUUGAAGCUCUUUCUGGACAAGUUUGGGCUCGCGUCGACUGUGUUGAACCACGAGUUGAGCUUUGAAUCCAGACAAAACGUGAUCCAGACGUUCAACCAGGGACUGACCAACGUGGUGAUCGCAUGCGACGACGGGUUCGACGUGUUGGCUAAGGCUGGGACAUUCGGCAAGAAGGUGAAAGCCAUUAAGAAUACUAGGCAGCAAGAACAGCAGAAGAAGGGGAAGAAGCCGAGCAGAAAAGAAUGCUCAGAUAGCGAGGAGGACGAAGAAGACGACUUCUCUGAAUCUGAUUAUAGUGAUGAGGAAUUGGAUUUGGAGGAACGCUUUGCUUCUUCGUCUGAAGAAGAAGACGACACGUUGCUAGGUAAGAGGAAGAAGACCAAAGCCAACAGCACCGCGCACAUCAAAUUGGGCACACCAGAAAUCGGCAGGAACAAAGUUCCGAGUGCUAAGAUCCAGAAACUCAAAGACGAAAAUGCUCGUAAGGAGUUGGCAAGGAAAAAACACGCAGAAGCACUGAGGAAGAAGAAGGAGAAGGAAGACAUGGAUGAUUCAGACGAUGAUGAUUUUGACUCUGAUGAUGAUGACGAGGAUGGCUCAGACGACGAGGAUAUGGAGGACGAGGAAGACUCUGACGGAUCUGACGCUGAAGAGAACAAGAAGGCGAGCAGCAAGAAGGACAAGGCGAAAGCAAAGUCACAGAAAGAAUCUUCUAAGAAAGACAACGAUGAUGGCUUCGGAAGUGAUUUCUCAGAUGUCGAUGAGGACGGAGAUGGUACUCUAUAUUCAGUUUUAGAUGUGACUGUGUGUGUUACUAGAUCUAGUACUAUCCUGUUUUGUGAUGCAACAUCUUAUAAGAAGUCUCUCAUGUUAAAAAUCUCUUUCAAUACUACGACGUUUACAAGUAUUACACGCACGACUGAAUUCUAUUGCCCUCUCAUCAAUAAAAACAGACGACGAGAAGUUGCUUGAAGAAGAAGCCGCAUCAGACGAGGACGAUGAAGAUGAGGAGGACUUCGAAGGUGAGCUCGAAGACGACGACGAUGAGGAAGACGCUCAAAACAAGGCUCCAUCUCGUAAAGAAAAGAAAGCAGCCCUUGCUUCCUCGCAGAAAGCCCAGUUCUCAGCUACUCGUGGUCUUGAUUUCAAGGAUGUAGGAACCGUUCUGAACGUCGACGCUCCUAGAACGUUGAGAUCGUAUGUGCAUCGUGUGGGACGAACGGCAAGAGGCGGACAAGACGGCACUGCUUUAACCCUCAUCGAAGAAGAAUCCAACUCGCAGAUCAAGAUGAUGCACACCUUGGCGCAAAACACGCAUAAGCUCUUUGGUAAGAAUUACACAUCGUGAAGUGACUAUAUCUUAUACUUAAAGUUGUAUCAUGACCACACGCACAAGUAGGAAGUUCUUCCUCACCCUUCCGUGUUUACGAAUCGUCCUCUAUCGAAGUGAACUGUGGGCGCAAUGCAAUAUUAUCCCACCUGAACAGGUCCUCUCUCCACCGGCGUCCAGAAACUGCCUUUUGAGGUGGCCUCCAUCGAGCAACUGCGGUACCGAGUUAGGGACGUAGAGAGGUCCGUGACUAAAAAGGCUGUUAACGCUAUGCGACUUCGCGAACUGCAGUCUGAAGCAGUCAACUCGCAACGGCUGAAAAAAUACUUCGACGAAAACCCACAGGAUCUGAGGGCUUUGCGAAAAAGUCAGCGAGAAUUGAAGCAUAAAUCGAAGAAGAGCCAUUUGAGGUACUACCUGUUCUACUAGAGUUAUUUCUAUUGUUUUUGACGACACUUUUUCGAAUAAGAAGUACUUGCGAAGACGAGGAAAAGAUACUGCAACUGCUUUUUUUCAUCAAUGAAUCCUUCACUGGUGCUAUCUUCUCACCUUCCAAUCGUCCAGGUAUCUUCCCGAGUACUUAGUCCCUCGUUCUCUCGGUGCUUGUGGCGGCGCUGAAGAUCCAGUCGCGAAGGCUGUUCGCGAAAGCAAAGCAGAUGGAGAUCAGAGCAGCACAGGUGUUGCUAGAAGUCUUCAGAAUUCCUUCUCCGACAAACAGCGUCGACGACUCCUUUACAACGACGAACUACUUGCGAGCCAACUUGGAGGAGAGAGAUCGCUGAACAGUAUGGGCAAGCGAAAGGGAGGACGACCAGUAGUGACGCAAGAGAUGAUGGCCAGGAAGAGCAUGCGAUUAGACUCUUCUGCGGAUCCGGAGACACUUCCGCCACUCUCUGGCAGAAAACUGUGGAAGAUCAACAAGGGAAAACGCACUAAGAAGCCAGAUAGAAGUGCCUUCGGAGUGGGCGGAAGGAAAUUCGGACGUUCGGCUAAAAGAAGAGCGAAGAUCUUCCAUGGCAUUAAAUAAUGCCUCACGACAUACAACUGCAUGUUUGAUAAUGUUUUGAUGCAAUGACUCACUCACUCUCAUCCGAAUAUGCGCUACAGCAGAAAAGAUGCAAACUCAAACAUGUUAUUUUCACACCACGCAAAUUUCUUUAUCCCGGAAGUUUACUCAGAG
Molecule: messenger RNA, 4230 nt
Organism: Amoebophrya sp. A25
Lineage: Eukaryota; Dinophyceae; Syndiniales; Amoebophryaceae
Source: the annotation of a GenBank genome assembly